GUUGGAUUGAAGAGAGAAUGCGUAAGGAUGAUCUAUGAAAGGGUGGCCAAACCUGCGGCACUGUAUGGUGUACAAGUCUGGGGGGAAAGGGCGCAUGACAGUAGGGUUAAGAGACAGCUGAGUGCGGCACAGAGGCCGUUUCUGUUGGCAUCAUGUGGAGCUUACAGAACGACGCCAACAGCAGCACUCAGUGUUAUAACCGGAAUGGCGCCACUUCAAAUAGAAGGAUGGGCCAGACAUCAUGAAUGGAGAGCGAAUGGAAGAAUGAAGAUAGAGGAAAGAGUGAAAGG
Messenger RNA from Leptinotarsa decemlineata (Colorado potato beetle), 290 nucleotides. RefSeq lists its product as uncharacterized. Lineage: Eukaryota; Metazoa; Arthropoda; Insecta; Coleoptera; Chrysomelidae. The record is from RefSeq and is a predicted model, not a curated record.